CUAUGGGAGGUCCUUGACGUCAUCCUGCUGCGACGGUGUGUCGGCUUCAAACAUGGCUUCCAGAUUGGAAAUAAAUUUUAUCAGACUAUUGUCUCGCUGUGAAUCUAUCGCUUCGGAGAAACGAGGGGAGACGGAGUGGAGGUUAGAGAAGUAUGUCGGUGCCCUGGAGGAGAUGUUGGUGGCUCUCAGGAAAAACCCAAGCAAACCCACACCAGAAGUUCUGACUGAAUACACAAGAAAAGUAGAUUUUCUGAAAGGACUCCUAGAGGCAGAGAAACUGUCUUCACCAACAGAAAAAGCUUUAGCCAAUCAGUUCCUCGCCCCUGGGCGAACACCCACAAUAGCCAAUGAGAGGAUGCCUGCCACUAAAACUGUUCACAUGCAGACGAAGGCCCGGUGUACAGGAGAGAUGAGGAACGAGCUGCUUGGCACGAUUUUGUCAGGCAAAGGCACAUCAGAGACAGACUUGCGAAACAGAAGGGGUCUUCCUCUAGACGAGCGUCAGUCCGCCGCGGAGCUGGACGCCGUCCUGCAGCAUCACCACAACCUGCAGGAGAAACUGGCUGAGGACAUGCUCAACCUGGCCCGAAAUCUGAAGAACAACACUAUGGCAGCUCAGAACAUCAUCAAACAGGACAACCAGACCCUGAGCCAGUCCAUGCGCCAGGCUGACCUGAAUUUUGAGAAGCUGAAGACCGAGUCGGAGCGACUAGAGCAGCACACCAAGAAGUCUGUGAACUGGCUGCUGUGGCUGAUGCUCAUCCUGGUCUCCUUCACCUUCAUCAGCAUGAUCCUCUUCAUCAGAAUCUUCCCCCGACUCAGAUGAUGACCGUGCACGGUCCCCGAACUCUUUAGUCCCACAUCCUCCCGUGUUUACAAGAGCAGUAGCUACAUAGGCCUCCAUAGAUCUACACAGCAUGUCUGUACGUGUGAUACAGAUCAGUAGUGGUCAGAACCAAAACAACUCAGUCUAGCAGGCUGAGCAAGUUUGCACUUUUGAAGCUGAAAUUUCUUCCUCUGAACGGGGCUCUGAUGAAAGAGCGGUGAAAAAAAUGCAGAAAAGUUGUUUUGAAGCAUCAGUAUUCAUCUUUUUUAGAAACAGGACAGAACACGAAUCGAGGUAGAGAGCUACGCCGAGGGCCUUUGGGAGCAGCAACAUAGUCUUAACACCCUAGACCGCAGGGGACUGAGCCUUAAUUAUUUUACUCCCUCAUCAGGUAGGCUGCCAGCCAUUCAACACAUGUAUGCACUUUCUCACUUAGUGGGACUGAAGUCAGAGUCGUGUUUUUGUAGAACGUUACUGUCCACCAUGCGUUUAGCAAAGAGAGUUUAUGAACCGUCCUCCAUCCACUGCACGUCGCCCACAAUUUCAACACUGUUUCAACUACAUCAGUCCAAAAGACUCUGAAUUCUAAAUAGCUGCGGCUCAUAUGGUAACACUUUAACCUCCCUGUUUAUCAUCUAUAGGCACUGUAUAUAUGUUUGAUAAAUGGUUUAUAACACACUAUGAAUAUAAUGUAGUUGUAGUUUAUUAAUGUGCAGGAUUUCUUAACAAUCAUAUGACGACAUAUUUUUCUUUAUUACAGCUGUGCUUCCUGACACUGUCAUUAUCUGUUUAUACAUUCCCCUCCACUUAUGGCUGACCACAGGAAGACUUAUAGUUGUUGAAUAAAAUCUAGUAUCUGUUUACAGCUACAUCAUAGUGUGUUGUAAACCAUAUGUGAAAUGUUUAUAUAAUGCAUAUGAAUGUUAAAUAGGGGGGUGUAGCUAGUUGUUUCCCUAAAAUUAAACGUUAUUACAAAUUACAAAACAGAUUUCAGGCAUCAUUUUGAUUUUUGGAUCUUCAAGCUGUUUGAUUUAUUUCAUCACUCUGCAUAUUUUCAGUCUCAUCAGUCCUGUUCACUGGUUAAGAGUCUGAUUCCAUAAAUGUACGUCAGGUGAUGAUAUGUGUUGUAGUUGAUGAUGACUGCCGAGGCUGCUGAUGUUGAUGAAGUUCAGAUUUCGUUCUCAUAAAAUGACCCGAUAAACAUUCUCAUAUCAUUUUUAGCUGGAGUCGUAUGUGUGUGCACGCGCGUGUGUGUAUACGAUCACAACAAAGUAAACUGAUUCCAGAGAAAAUGAUUCAAUUUCCUUUAAUUGUGUUUGACUGAAUAAUAACUGUGAGUACUGUGUGUGUGUGUGUGUGUUGUGGGAGCUGCUUAUGACCUUUCCCCAUAAACUGAAAAUACCAAACUGCUCCCUUUUGUCUUUGUAUGAAUAACUGACGAUGCAGUGACUUCACGCGGCCACUAGGUGCCAGUUGUGCUCUUACAAUACGAGCCCGUAAUGCACCUCCAUGACCCUGAUGGCCUGAUCGAGCCAUGAAUCUUAAAUUAACCCCACUACUCAUUUAGAAGUGAUCUGAGGAUUGAAGUAUGGCUAAAUAAAGGCAGUUGGCCACAAAAGAGAAAAAAAAAAGCACAUGGUGACCAUAUGUGACUCUGGGUAAUCUGUGCAUUCGUCAGCUUUGGUUCCUCCCUAGUUUAUUCUGAUAACAGUCGUGUGUCAGCGAUUUAACUGACUGUGUAUUUUUCAGCAAACUCACUAAAGGAGGUACUCGCAGGUUAACAUUC
Messenger RNA from Lates calcarifer (barramundi perch), 2612 nucleotides. RefSeq names its product unconventional SNARE in the ER 1 homolog (S. cerevisiae) (gene use1). The transcript is spliced from 8 exons. Gene Ontology annotation, biological process: retrograde vesicle-mediated transport, Golgi to endoplasmic reticulum. NCBI's taxonomy places the organism in Eukaryota, Metazoa, Chordata, Actinopteri, Centropomidae. Bases 53 to 826 code for a protein of 257 amino acids. The record is from RefSeq and is a predicted model, not a curated record. Gene Ontology annotation, cellular component: SNARE complex; endoplasmic reticulum. Gene Ontology annotation, molecular function: SNAP receptor activity.